Molecule: messenger RNA, 1361 nt
Organism: Zea mays
Lineage: Eukaryota; Viridiplantae; Streptophyta; Magnoliopsida; Poales; Poaceae
Exons: 1
Coding region: 812-1294 (160 amino acids)
Source: RefSeq, a predicted model, not a curated record
CCUCCAUCCCACACUGUAGGGUAAUCAACUCAACUAUGUUUACAUAACGGAUGAAUUUUUAUCCGAUUUUGACUUAACUAGUGUUGUCUUAAUUAUUGUCCGAAUACUGUAGCCUGAUCUAGUUUGGCUCUUCAAAAUCUUAAUUUUUGGAACCAUGGUACACAGAUUCUUCCUGGAGUCCGACUUUAUCGCCGUGGAGGCCUUAUCCUAUUUUUUUUCGUUCUUCAGAAGUUCAGAGCGUCCCUAUCUCCUUCCCUCUGCUCUGAUUUUUCCAGCAGCCGGUUUCCCCUGAUACUCUUCCACGCUGCGCCGAUUAGCACCUGGAUAUGUUCUCCAGCGCACAACCUUAUCCUGCAGCCACCCUCGCCUGAUUCUUUCCCAGCCGCCGCUCUGGGCGAUUAAAAAUCCUGCUCACCGGCCGGAUCUCCGGCGUCGUCUGCCCCUGCUUUCCUCGGUGUCCUCCCCACAGUCGUCUCCUUCCUCUGCUCGUCGCUGAAAUUCGCCGGCCGCGAACGCCCAUGGCGCACCCCCAGUCCCUGCUUUCUCUUUGCCUCUCUCUCUUAUCCAUGGCCGCCGGUCGCUCCUUUCUGUCCCGCCCGGUGCUCUGCACUGCUCCGUCGCUUGGUCUCCGGCUCGCCGCGUGCGCAAGGUUUCUCUGGUUCAGCCGUUCUUCUUCCUCCCCCUGCGUCCCUGCUCUGCUCUGUCUGCCGCGCGCUGAGUGCCGAGGCUCCUGCUCGACCGCUCCUCUCUGGCUUCUCUCUCUCCCUCCAUCUCUCUCUGCUCACCGCGGCUCUUCCCCAAGUCUGGUGCCAUGGCGCUUGUCAGCCGCGACCUUGCCAGGCUCGGUCCCUGCUGCUGCUCGCCCAUCUCCUUCAUCUCCCUCCUCUCCAUCGUGGUGUUCCUCUCCCUGGUGCUUUUCUGUGCCGGCCGCCCUCACCUCUGCUCCUCCUGGUUGGCCGAGCAGCUCGCCCUCUCUUGUCGUGCGUCCUGCUCGCCCUCAGCUUUUCACGGAGCUCGCCCCGGCCUUAGCUCCUUGCUCGUCAUGGCUACUGUGCGCUCCCUGCUCUUGUGCCGCAUGCAGGCUUCCCUGCCGGAGUUCCGCCAUCCGCGGCCUCUGCCCUGCUUCCUUGGCUGCGUGUCCUUCUGCCGGCCAAGCUCGGCUCUGCGCUUUCCCUUUCUCUGUGCUUGUGCUCGCCGUGCCGCGAGUCACUGGCCAGCAGUCCAGCUCGCCUCCACUUCCUACGUUCCCUGCUCCAGCUCUACUGUCGCGCGCAGCUCGCCCCUGUGCAGGUGAAUCGCCCUUGGUGCUGGUCGCGUGUUCCUCGCCCGGCUCGGUCGCGACCUCGCCGUUGUUCCUCAGC